Anopheles nili is the source of this 1855-nucleotide messenger RNA. RefSeq names its product cell growth regulator with RING finger domain protein 1-like. Lineage: Eukaryota; Metazoa; Arthropoda; Insecta; Diptera; Culicidae. The record is from RefSeq and is a predicted model, not a curated record. The coding region runs from base 19 to 1197 and encodes 392 amino acids. Gene Ontology annotation, biological process: negative regulation of cell growth. The transcript has 7 exons.
AUACCCGGUGGAGUCAGGAUGAGUGCGUUCAGUUCAUUAGCCUUUUCCGCCGCGGAAAUCACCAACCUGCUACCGCUCACGGCUGUGAUCGUGUGCAUCGGAGCCACGAUCAUGUUUCUCAUCAAGGCCGCCGUGAUACUUCGAGUACAGGCCGAUGACGUUUUGAGGCCAUCGAAUGUAACGCAGCAGAACCAUAACGUGCACGUACCACGCCUGAAAAUGACCCGGGUCCACAUACCGUUCACAUUUCGGCUACACGACGCGGGAAACAAUUCAUUCGAUGAGGUGCGUUUAGCGGUGUCCAGUCAGGUGAGGUACUCGCUGCAAGCAUUUUGGGGUGUUUCGAUACGAGAGCUGCACGUGUCGCUGUGGAGAACGUGGAACGAUCUAAGGGACGCAUCAAGCUCGCACAUCGUGGACUCCAGCUAUUGUCAGCAACUGGCAACUAACGUAAGAUGCCGCCAACCACAUUCAGAGCACGUGAUUGCUCUACAGUCACCGAAACCACCGCUGAUCCUUGGAGCUCCUCCUCGAUUAGCGUACCCGCUAGUGGUGUUUAUGAUACGCGAAACCGAACCAGAUGAGUUGCUGCAUCCAGAUGAAACAGUCAUUCUGGUCAAUGUCGUCCAUCUGCGGGAUCCCGUCUGCCCGCUGCCGACGUCGAUUCUGGCCCAAUAUUUAAAGCAAGCGAGUGGUCAACUGUCCUGCUUAAAGCAACUGUACCUGGCCACAGGGGAUCCAAUGACGGCGGAUGAAGCGGCGGCGGGAAUCGGUAGCAAUGGUGGAUCGACCGCUAGUGGAGGCGCUGGUGGCACCGGAUCUUCCGUCCCGACCGGUACCCUAUCCCUCGCCGAACCCGUAGCCUGCGCCGGCAACAAUGAGCCGCUGCUCUGUUCCGAUUCGGCCCCGCGCGAUUGCCCGGUCGGGGAGCAGCUGUGCGUCGUGUGCCAUUAUUUUCCGCUUUCCCGGGCGCUUUUACCGUGCCGACACACGUGCAUCUGUGCGGUUUGUUUCUCCAAACUGGACCGGUGUCCCAUGUGUCGUGCCACAAUUACCAGCUACUUCUGUAUACGUACCGAGGAAUAUUUACCGGCUAAUACGACAAACGAGCUUAAGGUCAACAGCAAGCAAAAAGGCACCGUUCACUGGUUGGACGCGCUGAACGAUCGGCUAACGGACUUUCUAGGCUUUCGGUGAAGAUCCCCACGUGGAGGAGUGUUGUGAUGGAGGAAAGUCAAGUUCCGUCACUAACCAGCGCCAAUCCAAUGUCCGUCGUUGUGGGUCGCUGAAUGUCUUCCGGUAUGGCAGGACGGGCAUACGGUCGGGUUUGUUCCAAUCAAAGUCCUAUGCUAGCAAUGAGAGAGAGAGAGAGAGAGAGAAAGAAAAAAGAGCAGCAGCAGAGGAAGAAAACGAUUUAAAUAUGAAAUAUUUUGAUUAUUCAUUAAGUAUUAGUUAACUUUUCGAUGGCACGUUUUGCUCGCGAACGCCAUCAUCAUAAUAAUGCGCGCGAAGAGAGCGAUACAAGGUGGAAAAGGUGGAAAAGGCGAAGGCGGGAUAUGUAGAGCAAGCCGGAAAUCCGCGAUAACCUGUUUUUGGUCGCGAAACGAUGCACGCCUAUUUGUGCCGAUCCGGUCGGUUGCGUUUCUCCUUGCGAGCUGCUGGGAAACUACCGCCGGGGAAGGUCGGUUCAAAAGGUCCGUUUUAUUGGAUGUGUUAACGAGCCUAAACUAUGAUGCAGUUUUCGAUGAGGAUUAUUUCUUUAGCUGUGAUUUUAAAAAGUGAACGUAAGUGAAAUGUUUAACAAAAAAAAAACAAACGAAACAAAAGAAAAAUGAAAAUCUUUAUCCACGAAUGA